Molecule: messenger RNA, 1767 nt
Organism: Fusarium fujikuroi IMI 58289
Lineage: Eukaryota; Fungi; Ascomycota; Sordariomycetes; Hypocreales; Nectriaceae
Exons: 1
Coding region: 1-1767 (588 amino acids)
Source: RefSeq, a predicted model, not a curated record
AUGUCCGUGCCAGAAUCACGCAUAUUACGCGGCAUCCCUUAUGUCACCGGCGCCGCCUCAGCCACACUGCUGUCAGCUGAUGUUGAACUAAGUUUCUGGGGCGGCGUUGACCUAAAGACGGGUGAGAUCAUUGAUCGGUUCCAUCCGCUGAGCGGUUGUUGGCUGAAAGAUACCAUCUUGGCAAUACCUGGAGGCAGAGGAUCAUGCGGCGGCAGCGUCAUCAUGAUGGAGCUGAUUCUGAAUGGCUUGGGGCCCAAGGCACUCAUCUUCCAGCGUCGCGAGGAGAUCAUCACACUCGGAGUCAUGGUUGCCGAAGAAUUAUUCAACAAAACGGCCGCCGUGGUUACGCUGAACCCAGUAGAUUUUCGUCAAGUUCUGGACUGGAAUGGGAAGACCGUUCACGUCCUGGGGGGACAAGUCUCGGAUGCCCCCUUGAAUGACAGUACGGCCAAUAAAGCUGUAGAGCCUGCUAUCGACGUCAGUACUCUCGAAACCCGACUUAGUGAUACCGAUCGAGCGAUGCUAAAUGGAGCCAACGGCGAAGCGGCUAGGAUCUCGCUGAAAAUCAUUAUCCGAAUGGCCGAUAUGAUAGGAGCCCCAGAGCUGAUGGAUGUCAGCCAGGCUCAUGCAGAUGCUGCCUGGUAUGGCCCAGGUUCGGUUGCUUUUGGACAAAGACUUCGUGCCUGGGGUGGCCGAUUCCUAGUCCCUACAACUAUCAAUUCUCUGAAUGUCGAUCAAAAACGCUGGCGGGCUCUCGGGGUGAACGCAGAGUUCGGAUCAGCUUGUGAUGAGUUAGCUAAGGCCUUUGUCGAUAUGGGUGGCAAGAUUUCAUUCACCUGCGCGCCAUACUUACUUGAGACUGCCCCUAAGCUCGGUGAUCUAAUCGCUUGGGGUGAGUCAAAUGCCGUUAUCUACGCAAACAGUGUGCUUGGCGCGAGGACACUCAAAAACCCUAAUAUGUUGGAGGCUCUGAUUGCCUUGACUGGUCGUGCACCCAAGGCAGGGGUCUAUGUGGACGAAAAUCGCCUUGCCUCUGUCUGGCUCAGAGUAACACCCCCGAGAGGGAUCGAUGACUCCUUCUGGCCUAUUUUGGGCUACGCUCUCGGGGCCAUUGUAAUGACUCGCAUUCCAGUCAUCACUGGACUGGAAAAUCUGAAGCCGAACAAUGACAACUUCAAGGCGUUCUCGGCCGCAUUUGCUACAUCUUCCAGUGCUCCCAUGUUCCACAUGGUCAACCUAACCCCAGAAGCUCCCACCCUCGAGGCGGUGUGCCCGCAUGGUGUGAUCCCCGAGGCUAUUGAUGUGGACUGGAAGCAUCUCGAGGCAAUCUGGGAUGAGUUCAAUCAUGGCUCUAAGCCGCGAGAAAUCGACCUUAUCUCCUUUGGCAAUCCGCACUUCUCCUUCCGGGAGAUCAAAGAGGUGUCGAAGCUUUGCCAGGGAAGAAUCAGGAAAGGGGAUGUUGCCGUGAUAGUCACCUGUGGUCGUGCUCAGUACAGUCUUGCCUCGCAGGCGGGUUACAUCGAGGAGCUUGAGAAGUUCGGGAUCCAAUUCCUCCAGGACACUUGCUGGUGCUCUAUCGAGGAACCGGUAAUUCGGAAGGAUACUCGGACGAUCAUGACUAACUCUGGCAAGUAUAUUCACUACGGGCCUGGAUUGACAGGCAGGCAAUUUGCGUUUGGCAAUUUAGAAAUGUGUAUAGAAGCAGCAUGUACUGGGAAAACUACUGGGGACCCGCCUUUAUGGUUACUAAAAGCCAGAUGUAGCUAA